AUGGAACUUCAAGAACUCGCCGACUUCCUGCGCUGCUGUGAGGCAGCCAUGUCUCAGAUCAGAGGUCUUGAAAUACUUAAUGAUUGCAACGAGAACCAGAAAAUUCUCUCUAAACUCCCAGACUGGGUGACUUCAAGGUGGAAUAGGAAAGUCAUAGAAGCAGAAGAAGACACUCACAUGUUCCCGAGCUUCAGCCAGUUUGUCAAGUUUCUCACACGUGAAGCUAAAAUCGCUUGCAGCCCAAUAACAUCUCUUCAUGCUCUUAAGCCAAGUGAAAGGAUUCCAGACAAGUGUGUAAAGAGCGGAGGUCCUGGAGCAAAGGUGUUAGCAACCACCUCAGAUGAGAAAGCCGUCGUCACAAGCUGUGUCUUCUGUGAGAAGGCAGGACACAGUCUACAAAGGUGUUACAAGUUUAUGCAAGGGACAAUCUUGGAGCGAAUCAAGUUUGUUCAAGAAAAUAAAUUGUGUUUUGGCUGUCUCAAAUUUGGCCACCGAUCUAGAGAUUGUAGAGAAAGAGACAGCUGCGACACCUGUGAGAGAAGACACCCAACUUGUCUUCAUGACGAUCGCACCAAGGAAGAAAGGAUGUCUACAAGAUCUGACAGAGCAAGGUACAGUGACAAAGACAAAGAAGAGUACAAAGAAAGGAAGAAUGAACAGUCACAAGACCAGUCAGAGAGACCAUCACGUGAGGCGACGGCACUUAGAGUCAUCCAGAAUGUUGGAGACACGCAUACCUCCACAAUAAUUCCAGUGUGGGUGUCAUCUACAAGUGUACCAAGUCGUGAAGUUCUGGUGUACGCACUCCUUGAUACACAAAGUGACACAACCUUUAUCCUCGACGAGACAGCGAAGGCUCUCAAUGCUAGGAGUGAACCAGUUCAGCUAAACCUCUCCACGUUGGCUUCAAGAAACACAAUCGUGUCCUGUCGGAAGCUAGCUGGUCUACAAGUUAGAGGUUUUUAUUCAGACAAGAUAAUCACUCUUCCAGUGACUUACUCAAGAGAGUUUAUCCCUGCAAACAGAGACCAUAUUCCCACACCAGAUACGGCGAAAGCAUGGCCUCAUCUUGAACACAUUGCAGAUGAGAUCGCUCCUCAGCAAAGCUGUGAUGUCGGCCUGUUAAUUGGCUACAACUGUGCCCAAGCCCUCGUUCCAAGACAAGUGGUGCCUGGUGAGGAACACCAGCCGUUUGCACAAAAGACAGACUUGGGCUGGAGUGUAGUGGGAUAUGGCAACCCGUGUCUCAACUAUGGAGAUGCAAUUGGAAUAAGCCACCAAGUCAUGGUGAAGCAAGUGAUGCCAGGUCUACCGUCCUCUUCAGACCUCACAAAGGAAGUGCACUAUGUCUGUAGGACACAGAUCAAAGAAGUUCUCUUACCUGCAGAUGUCAUCAAGAUGCUGGAGUCUGACUUCGUUGAAAGAGAGUCGGAAACCAGCCCCAUCUCUCAAGAAGAUCUAAGGUUCCUGUCAAAAAUGGAAAAGAGCAUCAAGUUAAAGAGCGACGGUCAUUACGAAAUGCCGCUGCCAUUCAAGAAAGAAAGACCUAACUUACCUGAUAAUAAGAUCUGUGCUAUCCAUCGUCUCAGGUGCCUAGAAAGAAGGCUGAGAAGAAACGACCAGUACUACAAAGACUACAAGACCUUCAUGGAUGAGACCAUAAGACGCGGAGAUGCAGAAAGGGUCCCGGAGGAAGACAUCCACAAAGCUCCUGCUUGGUACAUUCCGCAUCAUGGGGUGUAUCAUCCACAAAAGCCUGGGAAGAUACGUGUUGUCUUCGAUUGCUCCGCCAAGUACCAAGGAACGUCCUUGAACGACCACCUCCUGACGGGUCCUGAGUUGACAAACACCUUGGUGGGAGUUCUGUAUCGCUUCCGAAGAGGUCCUGUGGCAAUCAUGUGUGACAUCGAACGCAUGUUUCACCAGUUCCAUGUUAAGGCAGAAGACCAAGAUUACCUGCGGUUCCUUUGGUGGGACAAUGGAGAUCUCGAAAGCCAACCUUCCAUCUAUCGGAUGAAAGUCCACUUGUUUGGUGCAGCAUCGUCACCUGGCUGUGCCAACUAUGGGCUGAAGCAUGUCGCUGCUGAAGGACAAGGAAACUUUAGUGACGUCACCAUAAAGUUCAUUCAACGGAACUUCUACGUGGAUGAUGGAUUGUCAAGUGUAGCAUCCGAAGACCAAGCGAUCCAACUGGUGAAAGAAGCAAGAGAACUUUGCAGCACAGGCAAACUCCGGCUGCAUAAGUUUAUCUCUAACAGCAAGAAGGUCCUAGACGCAAUCCCAAAAGAAGAAUGUGCUGCAGCUGCCAAAGACAAGGACAUGGCACUGGGUGAACUGCACAUGGAAAGAGCACUCGGUGUGCAGUGGUGCGUGGAUUCUGAUGAGUUCCAGUUCAGAGUAAUCGUCAAGGAGAAUCCACUUACUCGAAGAGGAGUCCUGUCCACAGUCGCUUCAGUCUACGACCCUCUUGGAUUUGUGGCACCGUUCAUCUUGUUGGGAAAGCAGAUCCUGCAGCAGAUGUGUCGUGACAAGCUCAGUUGGGAUGACACCUUACCUGAUGACCUACGACCUCUGUGGGAAAGCUGGCUUCAAGACCUGCGAAAUCUAGCCGAGGUGAAGAUUCCAAGAUGCUACGUUCCAUCAAGCUUCAAGGUCCAACACUACGAACUCCACCAUUUCGCCGAUGCCAGUGAGUCAGGCUAUGGAGAGUGCUCGUACCUCAGAGCAGUGAGUACGUCAAGUGAAGUCCACUGUUCCUUUGUAAUGGGAAAGUCGAGAGUCGCUCCUACUAAGGUCACAACCAUACCAAGACUCGAGCUGUCAGCAGCAGUGGUAGCUGUCCGCACCAGUGACAUGCUCAAGAAAGAACUGGAAAUAGAAUGA
Gadus macrocephalus (Pacific cod) is the source of this 2883-nucleotide messenger RNA. RefSeq lists its product as uncharacterized. Gene Ontology annotation, molecular function: zinc ion binding; nucleic acid binding. The record is from RefSeq and is a predicted model, not a curated record. The transcript has a single exon. Lineage: Eukaryota; Metazoa; Chordata; Actinopteri; Gadiformes; Gadidae. The coding region runs from base 1 to 2883 and encodes 960 amino acids.